This is a messenger RNA of Mercurialis annua (annual mercury), 3531 nucleotides long. RefSeq names its product importin beta-like SAD2 homolog. Lineage: Eukaryota; Viridiplantae; Streptophyta; Magnoliopsida; Malpighiales; Euphorbiaceae. The coding region runs from base 152 to 3436 and encodes 1094 amino acids. The record is from RefSeq and is a predicted model, not a curated record. Gene Ontology annotation, biological process: protein import into nucleus. Gene Ontology annotation, cellular component: cytosol; nuclear envelope. Gene Ontology annotation, molecular function: small GTPase binding. The transcript is spliced from 21 exons.
CAGGUCCAUCAACGAUUACUGUCACCGACUGUUACUUUUUCCCGCGCAAUAGAUUUUCACAUUUUUUCCCUCUUUUCUUCUCUCUCAGAGUUAGAUUAGGGUUUUCACAAGCCAAAAAAAGCAGCGGAGCAACCACCACAAAAAAACAAAAAUGGAGGUUCAAAUUGCUCAGCUGAUAAACGACUCGUUCAAUCCCGAUGUCAACGUCGUUCGCACGGCUACUGAAGCGCUAGAUCGCCUCUCUCUCCUCCCUCACUUCCCCUACUCCCUCCUCUCAGUUGCCUCAGGAGGUCAAGAUCAAGGUCAAAGAAUCGGUGCUGCUACAUAUUUUAAGAAUUUCACUAGAAGAAGCAUCAAUAAGGAUGAUCCUAAUUCAAAAGUUAGUAAAGAGUUUAAGGAGCAGCUUUUGAGAACUUUACUUCAAGUGGAAGCUUCAGUUCUAAAAGUCUUAGUUGAAGUGUUUCGAAUCAUUGUUGUCGCUGAGUUUGUUGAGAACGAUUUUUGGCCUGAACUUGUACCUGAUUUGCAAUCUGCUAUUAGUAAUAGUAAUCUUAUUAACGAUAAUGCAAGUAGUCAGUGGAAUACUAUUAAUGCGCUCACAGUUCUUUGUGCUCUGGUCAGACCUUUCCAGUAUUUUCUGAACCCCAAGGUUGCUAAGGAGCCAGUGCCGCCGCAGUUAGAGCUAAUCACCAAAGAGAUUCUUGUGCCCAUCUUAUCUGUAUUCCCUCGCCUCGUUGAAAAGGCAUUAUCUAGCAUCAGUAGCAUGGAGCUGGAACUGGAAAAGAGCCUGCUUCUUAUAUGCAAAUGCACACACUUAACUGUUAGGUCACAUAUGCCAUCUGCAUUAGUACAUUCUGUACCCUCAUUUUGCCGGAAUUUGACCGGGCUUCUUGAUUCCUUGAGCUUUGAUUGUGGUGUUACUCCAGAAGAUGGCCACCUGCUAAGACUAAAGACUGGAAAAAGGAGUUUGCUCAUAUUUUCUGCUCUAGUUACCAGACAUCGCAAAUAUUCUGACAAGUUAAUGCCAGACAUCAUUAACUGUGCUCUGAGGAUUGUAAAAAAUAGCACAAAUAUCAGUAAGCUUGAUUUUCCGUCGGAGAGGAUUAUUUCACUGGCUUUUGAUGUAAUUUCCCAUAUUCUGGAGACGGGCCCGGGAUGGAGAUUGGUUUCACCCCAUUUCUCGUCUUUGUUGGACUCUGCAAUCUUCCCAGCGCUAGUCCUGAAUGGAAAGGAUAUUUCAGAAUGGGAAGAAGAUUCUGAAGAGUUCAUACGAAAGAAUCUUCCGUCAGAACUUGAAGAAAUUUCUGGGUGGAGGGAGGAUCUGUUCACAGCUAGAAAGAGUGCAAUAAACCUGCUUGGUGUUAUUUCAAUGUCAAGGGGGCCUCCCACAGCAACCUCUUGGAAUGGUUCAGUCACAUCCUCUAAACGUAAGAAGGGUGAAAAGAACAAGAGAGAUAACCAGCGGUAUUUUAUGGGGGAGCUGUUGGUCCUUCCAUAUUUGUCCAAAUACCCCAUCCCUUCUGAUGUGAAUGCAUUGAAAGAAGGAAUUGUAAAUGACUAUUUUGGGGUUCUAAUGGCAUAUGGUGGCCUGCAAGAUUUCCUAAAAGAGCAAAAACCUGGAUAUGUAAUUCCUCUGGUUCGCUCUCGGUUGCUUCCAUUGUAUACAGUGCCCUUAACUUCACCAUAUCUUGUUGCUGCUGUAAACUGGAUUAUUGGAGAGCUAGCUUCCUGUCUGCCAGAGGAGAUGAAAGAAGAUAUAUAUACCUCAUUGCUGAAGGCUCUAGCAAUGCCAGAUAACGAAAAUAUUCCUUGCCAUCCUGUUCGUGUAUCUGCGGCUGGGGCAAUUUCGGAGCUUCUUGAAAAUGAAUAUCUACCACCUAAGUGGCUUCCUCUUCUUCAAGUUGUGAUUAGUAGGAUAGAUAUGGAGGAGGAAGAGACAUCAAUCUUAUUUCAACUUCUCAGCUCCAUGGUGGAGGCUGGUGAUGAAAAUGUUGCAGAUCAUAUUCCAUACAUGGUUUCAUCAUUAGCUGGACUUCUAUCAAAGUUUAUUCAUCCUGGUUUGGAGUCAUGGCCUCAAGUGCUUGAGAAGGGCUUUGCAGCAUUAGCAGUAAUGGCUCAAUCCUGGGAGAACGCCGUGCCUGAAGACAGUGAGCAGAUUGGAUCAAGCUCAAAAGGAAAAUGGGUAUCUGGUCAAGCUACCAUUGGUAUAGCUUUGUCGGCUCUUCUGCAACAGACUUGGCUUAUGCCCAUGCAACCAGUGGAUCAAAACGAUCAGGUUUCUCCAACUCCAACAUGUAUGGAUGAUUUAUCAACACUGCUGCGCUCCGUAAUUGUUUCUGUUACUGGGAGUGAUGUAAUGCUACAACUUAAGCUGUCUGAGUUAAUUUUAGCUUGGGCUGAUCUGAUUGCUGACUGGCAUGCCUGGGAAGAAUCUGAAGAUUUAUCAAUCUUUGACUGCAUUAGGGAAGUUGUUAACCUGAACAGUAAGUAUGGACUGAAGGAUUUUGUCAGUAGACAAAUGCCUUCACCUCCUGCUCCACCUGUGCCAUUGCAAUCUAUUAUUGAAGGAAUUGGUGCUUUUAUUAGUGAGGCUAUUCGACAGUAUCCAUCUGCAACAUGGAGAGCUUGCUCAUGCGUCCAUAUGCUACUGCAUGUCCCAUGCUACCCAACUGAAACAGAAGUAAAGCAGUCGCUUUCAGUUUAUUUUUGUCAAGCUGCAUUUUCUCAUUUCAAGGAAGUUCAGAGCAAGCCUUGUCCACUUUGGAAGCCUUUGUUGCUUGUUAUAUCAUCGUGCUAUUUGUGUUAUCCUGAUAUUGUGGAGAGAAUUUUAGAAAAAGAUGUGAAAGGAGGAUUCAGGAUUUGGGGAUCUGCACUUGCAUCUGUAUGCACUGGUUCUUUUGAACCUGGUCUGCUGGCGAAGUCUGAGAUAAAGUUAGCAGUCAUGACACUGGCCAAGAUAAUUGAACAGCUUCUAGGACAAGAGAAUUCAGGUGGUUUAUUAAGUGAAUGCUUUAAUUCGUUGAUGGAGGCAUCUGUGCGGUUAAAAGAAGUGCAAGAAGAAACAGAAGACGAAGAAGACAAUGGGGAAGCUGAAGGUGAAGAAGAAGAAGACGAGGAUGAAGACGAUGACUAUGAUGAUGAGGAUUCCGAGGAAGAUGAACAUGAAGAAACAGAAGAAGAGUUUCUAGAACGAUAUGCAAAAGCAGCGGUGGCCUUGGACAACGGACUUGAGGUUGAGGAGGGGGACUUGGAAGAUCAAGAGCAUGAUAUUGAACUGGGAGUGUUAGAAAAAGUGGAUGAGAAGAAAAUGAUAUGCUCAAUGACAGAGAGAUCCCGUCAUUUUCUGAGUCAAGGACUAGCACAUGGAUUGUCAAAGCAGAUAACGACAGAUUUCCUGUCUGCUUUUCCGGAGUGCAGUAAAUUCUUCUUUUAUUAAGGAAGAUGAUUUGUUUAUUCUUUUUAAGGUGUAUACACAGAGAUGAAGAGCACAUUCAACUCUCCUUGAGCAUUAUUUAAAUUAUGUUAUGCCCA